CACGUGACAAUUCAGUCAACAAUGUCUGCGUGUAUGUACUAAAGUGUUUAUAAUUUACUGUUCUUAUGUUGAUUAAAAAAUGUGAUUAAACCCAACAAGAUCUAAUAACACGUUUGUAUUAUCAACCACUGAAAUGUUGACCAUUAAACCAAAAUUCCUCGCACCAGGAGAUAAUACAUGGCAAGAAGACAAACCAGACAUCGAUGCGCAUUCUUCGACUCAGUUUAUCUACAACGCAAAUCAGUCUUUGGCACUGACACUGCAACGUCAACGGCUCCCGAUAGCUCGGAACAAAAACCACAUAAUAUAUCUACUAGAAAAAUAUCAAUCAAUCGUCCUUGUUGGUGAAACUGGCUCUGGAAAAAGUACUCAAGUUCCUCAGUACCUCGUGGACGCGGGAUGGGGUGCGGAUGGAAAAAUGGUCGGUAUCACAGAACCUCGGAGAGUUGCAGCGACUUCGCUCGCGAAUCGAGUCGCCGACGAACGAGGCUGCCUUUUGGGAACCGAAGUAGGAUAUUCCAUAAGGUUUGACGACUGCACCGGCGCUGGGACAAAAAUCAAAUACAUGACCGAGGGAAUUCUAUUGAGGGAAAUGAUGGGAGAUCCACUGCUGACGAAAUACUGCGUCGUUAUUCUCGACGAAGUACACGAAAGAACUUUGCUCACGGACAUAAUCAUGGGACUUUUGAAAAAAAUAAUCAGGAAAAGAAAAAGUUUGAAAGUCAUUGUUUCCUCAGCUACAGUGGACGCUGAGCAACUGCGUGAUUUUCUUAACACGAACACGACCAAAGACCGCACGAGCGACACGGCUACGAUAUUGAGCGUCGAGGGAAGGUUGUACCCGGUCGAUGUUUUUUACGUUAGAGAUCCAGUCGCCGAUUAUGUCAAAGCCGUCGUUGACACCGCGUUAAAAAUUCACGAGAGCGAAGAAACCGGAGAUAUUCUCGCCUUUCUCACCGGAAUGGAAGAAGUCGAUCGCGCAGUAUCUCUUCUCAACGAACAUGCGAGACUCGUCAAAGAAGGAAAACUGCAGCUGAUAGCGCUACCGAUGUACGGUUCGUUGCCAAAUUCGGAGCAGCUCAAAGUAUUUCGCAGAGCAUCGAAAGACUCUCGGAAAGUGAUCGUCGCUACGAAUAUCGCUGAAACCUCGAUAACGAUACCGAACAUCGUGCACGUCAUCGACUGUGGAUUCGCUAAACUUCCGUGGUUCGAGGUCGAAACGCAAACGAACAGUCUCAUUAUCGCACCGGUUUCAAAAGCCUCGGCGAAUCAGAGAGCAGGCAGAGCUGGUCGCGUGCAAUCCGGACGGGCUUACAGAUUGUACACCGAGGAAGCUUACGAAAAUUUUUUCGAAUCGACUCCACCCCAGAUGCAGCGGGCUGAUCUUGCGCCUGCGAUUCUCCAGCUCAAAGCCCUCGGGAUCGAUAAUGUUUUGAGGUUUAAUUUUCCCUCAUCGCCACCCAGCAAGAAUCUUCUUGCCGGACUCGAAUUGCUCUACGCGCUUGGCGCUGUCAACGAUCGUGGUGAAUUGACAACGCCCUUGGGAAUGACCAUGGCUGAAAUGCCCCUCGAGCCUGUCCUCGCAAAAUGUCUCAUUGUUUCCGGCGAGAUGGAGUGUUCUGAGGAAAUAUCGACGAUCCUGGCGAUGCUUCAGGUCCAAAACGUUCUCGUACGACCUGGAGGCGGCCAAGCUGCAAUGAAAGCUCGAGUCGCUCAUCGCAAGUUCGAAGUCGCCGAAGGAGAUCUCUUCACACUGCUGAAUAUUUAUUCGGCUUUCGAAAAAAAUAAAACACCCGCUUGGUGUCAGCAACACUUCCUCAAUCACAAAGCCCUCAAAAGGGCGAUGGAAAUAAGAACGCAGAUGAGAGUACUGAUGAAAAAAUUGGACAUUCCCAUUCUCUCGUCAAAGGGCGACCUCGAAAGUAUACUGAAAUGUAUCUGCGCUGGACUUUUUCCGAAUGCAGCUUUUCUUCAUUACACAGGAGUUUACAAAACGGUUCGAGGCAAUCGCGAUUUAUACAUUCAUCCAAACAGCUGCUUGUACACUCUUCAGCAACCUCAAUGGAUCGUUUUCUGUGAAAUCCUCCAAACGACGAAAACCUACAUGCGAGAAUUGACAGUUGUGAAGCCGGAAUGGCUCGUGGAACUUGCACCGCAUUUUUUCGAGAGGACAUCGAUCGAUCCUAUUUAAGAAUUUAUCACGACGACAGUAUUUAUAUAUUGUGAAUAAAAUCGACCCAAAGUCGAGCUUUACUUUUUUAUUUUCAUGAA
Messenger RNA from Venturia canescens, 2271 nucleotides. RefSeq names its product probable ATP-dependent RNA helicase DHX35. The transcript is spliced from 12 exons. The record is from RefSeq and is a predicted model, not a curated record. Gene Ontology annotation, molecular function: ATP binding; RNA binding; helicase activity. The coding region runs from base 134 to 2191 and encodes 685 amino acids. Gene Ontology annotation, cellular component: catalytic step 2 spliceosome; intracellular anatomical structure. NCBI's taxonomy places the organism in Eukaryota, Metazoa, Arthropoda, Insecta, Hymenoptera, Ichneumonidae.